CUCCAUCUCUUCAAUCCCAUGCAAAGACCUCCCAACUUGCAGCUUUUCCCUUCCACUACCUACCCCUCUCAUCUACAAGCAGUUCAAGUCAGACAUUUCCCACUCCGUGUGGCUUAUAGAGUGAUCACAAAGCAAAACAGUGUCACUUCUAGACCCUGGGUGGCUCGGGUAGUGCUUAAAGAGCACCCAACAGUAUCAGCUAGCAUCCUUCGAGGAUGUAUGUUUCAGGAGCAAAAAGAGCUGUCGGCUCAGGAACAGUUCAGCGAGCCACUUUUUGCCUCUGGACACCCCCCCUUCCAAGUGUGCACUGUUUCUAGACGGCCGGCCGCCAGAGUGGUGAGAUGCAACGCAGGAGAGGUGUGCCUCUCUUAACAGCUGUGUGGGGAAGAGGCAAUUUCAUCCUCCCUCGCUGGGCAAGGGCGGCCAGGAGGGGAAAGGCAGGACUGGGUGUUCCUGUUCCAGCCGCCCCUUAAUAGUUGCGCAGAGAUGGAGAUAUCCACAGAGGCAGCUUGUCAUGCAAGCGGCACCUGCUGGAACAAACCCCCUCUUCUGCACAACUGUAGGAUGCAUGAGGAGCCCAGGCAUCUUCUUCGUCUUGCAUCUUCUUGCUUUCCUUAGGGCAGGAUGAGCUGCCAGCGACUCCCGGGCAAAGCGCAGGCUCCCUGCGGCCACCUCUCCUCCCGCGACCCUGACAGAGAGCCAAACUCCAAGCCUCCCUCUGAGGGCUGCUGCUGGGGGGCAGCUUCCCACAGCCCACCGGACCCACCUCCUGGGCAGCGCGCAGCCUUUUCCCCGACCGCACCGGAGCGCCGCUCCCGACAUGCUGCCUCCCCGACCGACCCUCGGCGAAGUGGGCUUCGCCGGCGCCACUCCUCCUGCGCUCACAACUUCGGCAGGCAGGCAGAGCGCGGCGCCAGCGGGGAAGGAGCACGACGAGGUCUCCUCCUGCUCCGCCCGGGCGGAGGGAGCCCCCCGGACGCCGCCUCACCUCCGCCGCACUUGCCAGCCGCAGGUGGACCCGACUCCCGCCGUCACCGCGGCCGCCGCCUCCAUGUUUGUUGUGUCUCCCGGAGCCCAGGCGUAACCCGCGUCCUUCCCCCUUUCGAAAUCCCGCGAGAGCUCCGCCAGCUCCGCCAACAGGCGCGGCCGGCGCGCGCCGUUCUCAAAGGGAGGCGUGGGAAGCAGCGCGCUCUCGCUCUCCAAAGCGGGUGGUUUGCUUGUUUUUAUUUUCCUCUUGAGUUCUGUAGAACUUCCGGUAUCCAGUCGCAUACCGUCGGGCUCCCGCCUUUAAUGUGCGGGGGCGAGAACGAAGGGGAUGCGCAAACGCCUGUAAAAAUCAAAGCGACGCUGCUCCUUAUCGGGGGCGGGGAGUUGGGGAACGAGAGUCGUUGCGCUUCUAAACACUCCCGCCCCUCAGGAGGAAGAGGAGGAGGGUUCCAUUGGGAACCAGAAGUGCAUUGCGCGGCAGGCUUUCCGUAAAGGUGGGCAGAAGGUCCCUCUUUGGGUUCCUCCAGCAAGUUCGGUGUCCGCUCGGCCUUCGGGGGGAGAAGCUGCGGCGGCAGAAGGGAUGGCGGCGGCAGGGGCUCUGUCUUCGCUCAGGCGCUGCGGGAAGGUAAAUGUCGCCGUUGUUUUCCAGGGGCUCAACUCGGGGCGGCGGGGGGGCUGUUUUCAGAUCCAGGACGCAGGUGGCAGGUGGAGGCUGCAGGUGGGCGGGUGGAUCGGCUGCUUUGCAAGCAGAUGGUCGCAGGUUAGAAUCCGGGCAUCUCGAGUCAAAAAGCGUCGGGAAGCCAGUGCGAGAAGAGGAACGUAGUCCAGAUGUGCAAGGUAGUCUGGCCCCUGGUAAGAGAGAGAGUCCUUUGUAAACCUCACCUGUACAGGUGAGCUGUGUCCAAGCACAGAUCCAGCCACGGAGAAAGCUUCCGUUGUUGAAUUUCAGGAGGAUGCACGGGAAAAGGUGGUUAAACUCUACUUGGACUAGAGGGCGUGGGGGCAUACGGUCUCCAUGCGUUUUGGGAUUUAGGAGGCACAGUUGCCAGAUCGGAGAACGGGAUUUCCAGAUGCUGCUGAGUUCUGGCACCUCUCACUCUCUCUCUAGAAAUGGAUAAAGGGUGUGUUUGUGCGCAGGGGAGCCAUGAGGUGAUCUCUCCUUCAUCCCACACCCCUUUUCACUCUGUGGAGUAGGCUAAAUUUGCAUACCCUUUGUCAAGAUGUGCCAGUAAUAAUAAUAAGCGUAACGCAACAGUUCUAAACAUCAAGGUUUCAGCUCCACUGAACACUGACUUCUGAAUGAAAAUGCAUAUAACUCUGCUGCAAAGCUGGGUGUAAGCAUUUCAGUGAUCAUCAGGGCAGCACUAUGAGAUAGAAGUGUAGAAUAAGCAGGAUGCCCCCUAGUAGGUGCAUCAGGCCUGGCUUACCACCUUCUGAGGAAAAUUAAUACACAUUGCCAACUAAAGAGGGAACUACUAUAAAGCUACUAAGUUCAACACUACUAGCUGUUCAAGAUUGACUUAGGAAAUAAAACUUCAUUCAUGUUGGUCCUUUAUUGUAGGAAUGAACAAGAGAACUUGGUAACCCAUAUUUCAGUAUUUUUGAAAAGAUUGCUGUAGAAUACUUCAGUAUACUUAUUUUAUGUGUGCCAACCCCUUUCAAGGGCCUAACCCUAGAGUGUGAACUUUCUACAUAAUUCAGGAGUUAUUUGCAAAUGUUCCUGUAUAUUGCCCAUUGUAAAUUUUUAUAGUGGAAGAGAGCAUAACAGGGAGUUGCCUCUUUUUAUAAAGUGAGAGCAAUCUUGGUCUACUUGCCUGUCAGCAAGAAUUUGUUUAAUGUGAAGGUGGGUUGACUUGCAACUUAAAACCCAAUCCUGUGUACUUAGCCCAUAUCUAAGCCCACCGAAACAGGUUUGCAUGUAUAAGCAAGCCACAGUUAAAUAAACCAUUUGCAUUGAAUCUAAAUGUAUCCAAUGUGUUUAAAUCUGCAUAGGACCUAACAACAUAAAUCAGGCCACUAGGCUCCAGUACUAAGCCCUUUUAUAUUAUAGUUAUUGUAGUUUUAUAUAGCACCAUCACUUUACAGAGCAGCUAAACAAAAAUCUAUGUAGAUUCUUUAUAAUCUAGUUUUUUCAAAAAGGCUGAAGUUACCUUAACAAAAUGGAAAUUACUUUUCAGUCUGUUCUGCCUGAAAUUAAGUUUGGUCUGUUUCAAUGUUAAAUUUAAGCACGUAUGCUGUUAGAUAUAAGCAAGUCAAAGGAUUGUUGCACGAUAAUCCUAAACAGAUUUCUGUUGAAAGGUGUCUCUCCUAAGUGUUCUUAACAUUGGGGAGGGAGCAGUCUUACUUGUGUUCUCAACAACAAAGCCAGAGAAAUAAGAUUGCUUAAAACAAAGAAUAAAAAUCAGAAUUUACAGUCUUGGACUAUGCAAAUGUUGUUUCAUCAUAUAAGAUCUUGAAGUUGUUCAUGUGCAUGCUCAUCAGUUGAUUACUAAAGUAAAUCAAAUGAUAACCUGUAUGUGUGACUCAAAAGAUCUAACAUGAUCGACAGAGACAACUUCCACAACACCUGUAGCAACCCCCACAUAAGUCAAGGGCAUACUGUAUUGCAGGGGUAGCCAACAUGGUGCAGUCCAGAUACUUUAUUGCACAUUCCCAUCCCCCCUGAUUGUGGCUUUGCUAGUUGGGGCUGAUGGGAAUAGGAACCCACAACUUCCGGAGGGCACUAUUCCUGAUAUAGGGCUGACUUUCAUCCUGUUUAUAUUCUGAAGUGUCUUGUAGGACACUUUUGUUCACUUGGGAGCAGUUUCUUUCUCCAGUAAUCCAAAUUAUAAUAUCCAUCCUUGUUCACAACCCAAGUCUAGUGAUGAUGUCCUCAUUAGUCACUUUGGUCUGAGUCUGCCCUUGCUCCCUGAGAUUUCAUGGAGAUAUCUUAUUUGUAGUUUCAGGCUAAGAUUAUUUUCUCUAAUGGUAUUGUUCUCUCCUUCUUAAAAUAUGUUUUAUCCGCAGCUGAGAUGGAAUAUGCUUCCAUGCAUAAACUUUUGCAUGAGGCAACCCAGUUUCUUUAAAUCUUCCAAAUCUGAGGCUUUACCAAACCUAACCAGUGAGGGAGUAACUUGUGCUCCACUUCAAACAUUUACAGAAGAGGAGAUCAUGAUCAAAGAAAUGGGUAAUGUAUUUGAAUUCUAUCUCUAUGGGCGAAGUCUGCCAUCACUAAAUCAAUUAUUUUCUACAUGGCAUGUGAUUUAUAAUAAUGCACUGAAGAGAACGAAUCACUUCUGUAAGCAAGAAAUUCACCCCCAACCAUAAAUUGUUAGCUCAUUUUCAAAAAUUGAUGUUUUGAAGAAUUAAAUGUCAGUUUAAGUCUAUGUACACAAUUCUCUGUUACAGAGUGGAUAAAUGCUGUUACCUUUCCCCCACUCCACUAUGGUAAACUUAAAUCAAAAGACCUAAAUCUAACUGUAGCCACUAGUGCUAUCUAACUUACAUUUGUGAAUUUUAUAUCUGUUAAAUUUCUGGCUUCACUGCAACUUAAGGCUAACAAUGAGAUUCUUUAUAUCUUUUCUUCCUUAUAGUGAAAAAGUUUGCUCAUGAGCGAGUGCUACCAUUGGUACAGAAAAUGGAUGCUGAUGCAAAAAUGGACGAUUCUAUUGUACAAGGGCUAUUUGAACAAGGGGUUUGUACAUAUUUUGGUGUUUUUAAUGCAGUAUGUAGCUUCUUCCCUUUGCACACUGAGUACUAUACGUAUACAUUUGUAACACAAUAAGCAAAAGGAUGAAUGAUAUAAUUGAAAAAUGGUCACAGGGCUGACUGCUAGCUUUCAUUCCGUUUUUCUGUAAAUAUUUGUAGCUUUUCUUCUUCUUCUUAGCAGAUAGAAAGUUUAUGCAGUAGUUUCACUGGAGGUAGAUUUCAGGGGAAAACAUUUGGUGACUAAGGUUACAUCCUGACCCCACUUACAUGGGAGCAAGCCCAAAUCAAUUCAAAAGGAGUUGCUUCUGAGUGGACAUGGCUAGGAUUGCACUUUGGGGUAUUUUGAUUACUCUUUAGUUAAAUAAGAGGCACAAGUAACUAUAAUGUUUUAGUAUUAUGCCACUCUGAUUCUAAAAUUUGCUGAUUCAGGAGUACAACAGCACAAACAAAUCUGUAGGAUCACAGUAUUGGAUCUCAAACUUGAGCAUGCUGAUAGCCAAAUCUUGUGAACAUAUCCUUAGAGUUCAGUGGGAGGCUGUGAUUAUAGGAAGGUACACAUGAAAAUUCCUUUCGGAAUCAAUGAAUGGUAUUCAGCUAAAUUUUACUCAGAGUAGACCCAUUGAAACUAAGUGAAAUGAGUCAUGUUCGUUAAAUUCAUUGGGCCUUCUCUGGGUGAAACUUAGCAGAAUACCACCCCAACAGCUCUUUUUUCUAGCAAAGAUUAUGGAAGUUGAGUAGAAGUCAGAAUUCUAACAACAGCUUGUUCUUUCUUUUUCAGUUGAUGGGUAUUGAUCUUGAUCCCAAAUAUGGAGGAACUGGAUUUUCCUUUUUUUCCACUAUUCUGGUGGUUGAGGAGUUGGCCAAGGUUGAUCCAUCAGUAUCGCUUAUGUGUGAACUCCAGAAUACCUUAACCAAUAAAUUGUUUACGACGUAUGGCACAGAAGAACAAAAGCAAACCUAUUUGCCUAGACUGGCGAAAGACAUGGUAGGUGAAGUAUAUUGGCACGUAAGUUAAAUAUGCAUAUUAGAAUUUCCACCUUAAGGAACGAACUGCAGAAACCUAUGUACCAUAGAUUUAUUUAGGAGUAAGUGCCACCAAUUUAUUGAAGCUUACUCUCAAGUAAGCUUGCAUAGGACUGCAGCCUAAGAGCUCCAUCCACAGCCUAGCCCUAGUUAUACUAAACCAGUUGAGUUUAGGCAUAAUCGUGUCUCAUUGACUCCUGUGAGUCUUCGGUUGGGUAAAAGAGAUUUUUACAGCCAAAUCAUUCAAAGAUUUUGGAGUUAAACUGUUGAUUUUCAUCACCCUUAAAGAGGCCACUAAACUGGCCUGUGGCAGAGCUUUUUGUAUAUUUCUCACUGCCAAUGCACAGCAUAACAGUGUCCCUGUUAUUGCAGCAGCUGUUCCCCCUUUCCUCCAUAGCACUGCUAUGUUCAGGAUGAAUGAGAUUGUGGAAUUCUAGGAAACCAUUUGCUCUGAUUGAAACAAUAAGUAGUAACAGCCCUUCUUUGUUUUCCAACCAGUGCCAUCCAAGAAAGUGUUGGGUGUUUUUUCAGUUGGAGUGGUGCGAAAAUGUUUGAGAGACUAUAUUGUGUAAAUACUUGGAUUUACUUGUCUUGUGGAUUAAAUAUGCCACUGGUUGAAAAAAAAAUCCUUUCUUACUUGAUUACCUUGCUGUACCUAUGUUCUCAAAAUGUUCGCAGUGAAUAUAUCUAGUGACUUUACUUUAUUUUAAAAUGAUAGAUGGGCAGCUUCUGCCUUUCAGAGCCUGGUUCUGGCAGUGAUGCGUUUUCCUUGAAGACUCGUGCUGAAAAGAAGGGGGACUACUAUAUCAUCAGUGGGUCAAAGAUGUGGAUUAGCUUUGCUGAGCAUGCAGGAGUGUUUUUGGUGAUGGCAAAUGCCAACCCUUCCGCAGUAAGUAGCUAAAACAGUUAUUGCUUGAUUUUACUAAGGCAUUGCAUCAAGAUUAAUUACAAGGUAUAAACUAGACUUGUACCUUGCUUAUACUGGCAGUCUUCCUUUUUCUUCCUGUAUCCUCAACUUAUGGAAUUUCUUCUGUUGCUUUGGAAAUUUGCUAAAAACAGCAGAAGAGCAGAGUUAGGAACCUUGAUCUCUCUUUCUCUCCCUUUGCCCCCCAAUCCCUCCUGCCUGCCCUGGUGUUUUUCUUAUCCUAUUUGCAUCUGAGAAGCCCUGUCUGGAGUAUCCAUACUAGUGAGUAAAAAGGUAAAGGUGCAGGUGGCCCUGUGGUCUAAACCACAGCCUCUUGGGCUUGCCGAUUAGAAGGUCAGUGGUUCGAAUCCCCACAACAGGGUGAGCUUCCGUUGCCCUGCCAACCUAGCAGUUCGAAAGCGCACCAGUGAAAGUAGAUAAAUAGGUACGGGAAGGUAAAUGGUGUUUCUGUGUGCUCUGGUUUCCGUCACGGUGUUCCGUUGCGCCAGAAUCAGUUUAGUCAUGCUGGCCACAUGACCCGGAAAGCUGUCUGUGGACAAACGCCGGCUCUCUCGGCCAAUAAAGCGAGAUGAGCGCCGCAACCCCAUAGUCGCCUUUGCCUGUACUUAACUGUCCAGGGGUCCUUUACCUUUUUACCUUUUACUAGUGAGUGACAAAGGACAAAUCACAUGUUACAGUGGACCCUUGGGUUACGUUACCUUUGGGUAACGUAACUUUCGGGUUGCGAGCGUGGCAAACCAGGAAGCGCAGAAGCGGCUCCUCUACUUGCGGAUUUUUCGGGGUACGGACGGACCCCUGGAACGAAUUGCAUUCGUAUCCAGAGGGUCCACUAUAUGCUUAAUACAUAGCAUGCAGUUACGUGUCCUGAGUUUUAAAAAUAAUUACAGCUUGAGUGCCAAGAAGAUUAGUGCUCAAGCUCUUGGUAUCUUGCAUGGUUGCUACUUUAUAUGUGCGCCUGCUUAGGGGUUGCUGUGACAGAAUUUUCCAUUAAUUGUUAGUAACUUACUUUUUGAAACAUUCAUCCUCUAGGAAUUUCCAGGAUGAUAUUUUUUAUUCAUUUUUGUAUAUUAUUAGCUACCUUGAUUUUCAUUUUUGGGGGUUUGGGGAGAGGAACAGCAGCAUACACACAUGAACUAAAAUAAAAAUCUGUUAGUUGAGAGCAACAUGGAAUUCAGAGGCAUUAGAAUGGGUGGCAUUGUUGCAUUGCAGAAAUGGCGCUUGAGGGCAUUUCCAGGUGCAGGCUCUUUCAGCUGGUGGGCACACUGGAUUCCACAAAACGCAGAGGAACAAAUGGCAGACCAGGGAUAAGAUGGGAUGGUAAAGGAUGCAGUCAGACAAAGAAAGGUGGUUACACAGUUGUUGUACAGUUUUGCACUGUUCAUUAUUAGGCACUGUAUUGCACAACCAGCAAUCCAGAAGAUUUAUUUAUAUACAGUGGUACCUUGGUACUAGAACAGUUUGGCUUCCGAACAAAUCAGCUCCCGAACACCGCAAACCCAGAAGUAAGCGUUCUGGUUUGCGACCGUUUUUCGGAUGCUGAACGUCUGACGCGGCUCCUGCUUGAGUGCAGGAAGUUCCUGCAGCCAAUCAGAAACUGCCUUGUUUUUUGAACGGUUUUGAGAGUCGAACAGACUCCUGGAACGGAUUACGUUUGACAACCAAGGUACCACUGCAGUCAAUUUCACAGUUAAAAGUGUUUACAAUAAAAGCAAAUCCAUGUAUAAAACUCAAUCUGUAAAUAGAAAUUAUUUCAGAUCUAAUACAGACACAGAUUGGGAUAAAGAUCUUCACUUAAAUGGCAUAUUGAAAAGGAAAGACUGGGCAGCCUUGGUUGGAAUCCAACCCCAAGCUAGGAGGGUGAAUUCUGGUUUCUUGCAGCUUCUCAUUUUUCCAGUAUUAAGUUGGAUUCUCCACAGUUCUACAUAAGUUUCCUAAUCCUUUUUAAAAGGUACUCACAAACAUGCGCUAGUAUUUUAUUUCAUUACACCUUUUUUUGUAUGGAACACCGCCUAAUAUAAUGAGUUUUGUGUUCUAUUUUUUUUACUGAUAUAUGCAUUUUCAUGCAAUCUUAACCUUACAUUACUUGGUUGGAAAACUGCCCUGCAAAAAUCAGAGCAGUGCAGAUUUCAAAGGAUUGCUGCAUUUUCAGAAUGUGUGAAUUAGGUAUAUCUGCUUUUAAUGUGAACUGAAUUGAAUUUCUACCCCAUCCUUAUUAUCCGCACAGUUAAUUUUCCGUAUGUCUUUCCUUCCUAGGGCUAUAAAGGAAUUACCUGUUUCAUAGUAGACCGUAAUACAGAGGGCCUACAUGUAGGAAAGAAGGAGGAUAAACUGGGAAUCAGAGCCACAUCUACAUGUCCUGUAACAUUUGAAAAUGUGAAGGUGCAGUAGUCAUUUCAAAGCUGUGGAAUUUGGCUCAGUACAAGCAGCUCAGUGGGAUGCAGUUGCAUAAAUUAGCAUGAGUUUGGAAGAUGAAUGGUGCAAUACUCACAGGAGGUUGGCUUAAAAAAAAACAUUUAGAAAUAUAGCAAAUUUAGAUUUGAAUCACAGACGAACGCAAUCUGUUGAUUUAUGAUUGACCCAAAUUUACAAAAUUUUUGUCAACCAAAAGCCAUACAGUAGUUUGCUUUUUUAUGUUCCUCAUAACUGAAUGUAAAAUACACGUUUGGCUCUGCAGUUGUAUGGAAGCAGCGUAGUGAGGUUGAUGGUUUCAAAGUCGUAUUGUGGUUUGUUGCUUUGUCUGUGUGCAUUUUUGUAAACCUCCUUGGGAAGCAUUUAUGUUCAAAAGGUCUAUAUUUUUUAAAUAAAUAAAUGUGGAGAUGGAAGUAAAGGGCUACUAGCAAUUAAUUGAUUUUGCUUAAUUCCUCAGGUUCCUGUGACCAACGUGCUUGGGCAGGUUGGGCAGGGCUAUAAGUAUGCCAUUGGAAUGCUCAAUACGGGAAGAAUAGGAAUAGCUGCACAGGUAAGUAUGGCUAUAAUUACUUAGGUCCAGUGCAGACGUAACGCAGAGUGUAUACAGUUUUGACUGCCCCCCACCAGUCCUGAUCUCAAAAAGGAUGUUGCAGAAUUGUAACAAAAGUCCUUUCAAGUGUCAUCAAGUUACAAUUACCUGAAUCAGGAGAGCCACCACUGUCCGGACACUGUGGCUGAAGGUGUGUAUACUUAAAACCUAUUACUCCCUCCCCCAUUAUAUGAUUUGCAGCAGGGCUGGGCCCUUCAGAACGUGGCAGAGAACGUGGGGUCACACGCUUCCCCUUCACCCAGCUGUAAUCAUGUGAGGGUUUGAAAGACUGAAUAUGGCUAAAGAGUCUUCCACAACUGUUGUUAAAGAGAUUAGGAGCUGGCUGCUGGAUUGCAUAAUUCCCUACCUACACGCUCCCAGUCUUUCCUUUCUCUUGGAGAAAUACAGUGGUACCUCAGGUUACAGACACUUCAGGUUACAGACUCUGCUAACCCAGAAAUAGUACCUCGGGUUAAGAACUUUGCUUCAGGAUGAGAACAGAAAUCACGCAGCGGCAGCAGCGGGAGGCCUCAUUAGCUAAAGUGGUGCUUCAGGUUAAGAACAGUUUCAGGCUAAGAACGGACCUCCAGAACGAAUUGAGUACGUAACCCGAGGUACCACUGUAAAGUGCACCACAUCACGGCUUAACAUUCUUUAAGCACAUAGGCUCGGACCCAACAAUUAUUGGGCAUGCCCAAUGGGAUGCCUUUUUUUUCUUUGAACAAGAGGUUUCCAUGUGAUAUCGCAAGCUGCUUUUGAAUAGCCCCUUGAGUUUCAGAAAUGCUUUGUAAUGAGGGCUGCUCUUCUAUGUGUCCUUGGGCACAUGGAAGUAGUUGUAUAGUUCUUUGAAUUUUAGCCACAGUGACUAGGUUUCAGGCUCCUUCUUUAGAAGCCUCCCUUUGCCACUCACACCAAGAGUAUCUUAACGGAAUACUAUGUUCCAACAUCUUGAAGUAAAGAGAGAUGUCAUGAGCAAAAACCCAGGUUCCCUUCCUCUCCCCGCCCCCAUUAAAAACCUGGUUUUAAUUUAGAAUUUAAUCAGCAUAUUAUGAAAAAAAAGCCCACCCUGAGCUAUUAAGUUUAGGAGAACAGUAUUAAUAAGUAAGUAACCUUAUCAAGGCAUUACACAUUAAUGUUGUUAGAUUAUCACUUUCCAUAUUAAGCAGUGAAAUGGACUGCUGGCGACUGACUAGGUAUUAUUAUGCUGUGUGAUGGGGCAUUGAAAAUUAAAUGAAUAAAAUGUAAGUGAUGGUGAGAUGCUCUUAGAAAUACCCGACUUCUAGCUUCUUUCACUGCCUUUUGAAUUCUGCAUAUAACUAAGUUUGCUGGGGGGUUUUUAGUCUUUCUGGAAUACAAAAUCUCUCCAAUCACUCCUGGCAAUUGUCACAAAGCUUGUCUUGCCCUUUUAAAGAGGACUGUGACACUUUUCUAACCACAUUAGUAACAUUUGUUUUUUGUUGUUGUUCAUUCACAGAUGUUGGGAUUAGCACAAGGAUGUUUUGACCACACCGUCCCAUAUACAAAGGAAAGGUCCCAAUUUGGAAAAAGCACAUUUGAUUUUCAGGUAGCGAUGAGUGCAUUCUGUAAAAUGGGUCUAAAAACAAAAAGAAAAAAAGAAAUGCUUAUCACAGCUGCUAUUUUGUAGGCCACAGUAUUAUAACUUCUUAACUGCUGCCACAUUUUUUUUUUAAGGAUUACCUGUGAGUAAAUAUGAAGAAAACAUUUUAAGUAGUAAUACCUUUCUGACUAUCUGUGUGGCAGAACUUUCUAUAACUUGUUUUUUUUUUUUUUUCAUUUUCUUUUUUUUUUAUUAAUUUUUUUUUAUUGAUUUUACAGAGAAGUUUUAGACAAUACAAACAAAUAAAAAGACAUACAAACAUGUAUAGUUUCAUAACCUUUUUUUCAUAUCCCUCUCUUCUCGGACUCCCCCAAACCUCCCCUUCCUACAUCCCAAUUUCCAAAAUUAUUUCAGCAAAUUCUAAAUAAUUUUAUCAAAUAUAUUUUUUCUUAUUCUUUUCUUCAACUUAAUCUUAUGUCGCUGUAAUCUCCUUUUCUUUCUCCAAACCUCGACAUUUUAGCAUUCCUCAAUUUUAUAAUAGUUCUUAAGAUAAAUUUUAAAUUUCUUCCAAUCUUCUUUCGCCGUCUCUUUCCCCUGCUCACGGAUUCUGCCAGUCAUCUCAGCCAAUGUCAUAUAGUCUAUCACCUUCAUCUGCCACUCUUCCAGGGUGGGUAGUUCUUCUGUCUUCCAAUACUUUGCAAUGAGUAUUCUUGCUGCUGUCGUAGCAUACAUAAAAAAAGUUCUAUCUUUCUUUAACACCAAUUGGCCGGCAAUGCCCAAGAGAAAGGCUUCUGGUUUCUUCGGGAAAGUACAUUUAAGUACCUUUUUCAGUUCAUUAUAUAUCAUUUCCCAGAAAGCCUUAAUCUUCGGGCACGUCCACCAAAGGUGAUAGAAAGUACCUUCAGUUUCUUUACACUUCCAACACUUAUUAUCAGGCAAAUGAUAAAUUUUUGCUAGCUUGACUGGGGUCAUGUACCACCUAUAGAUCAUUUUCAUAAUAUUUUCCUUUAAGGCAUUACAUGCCGUAAAUUUUAUACCUGUGUUCCACAACCAUUCCCAGUCAGCAAACAUAAUGUUAUGACCAAUGUCCUGUGCCCACUUAAUCAUAGCUGAUUUAACUAUUUCAUCUUGUGUAUUCCAUUUCAGCAGCAGAUUAUACAUUCUUGACAAGUUCUUAGUAUUGGGUUCUAACAGUUCAGUUUCUAAUUUUGAUUUCUCCGCCUGGAAGCCAAUUUUCCUGUCUUGUUUAUACACCUCCAUUAUUUGAUAAUAAUGGAGCCAAUCUCGAACUUUGGGUUUCAAUUUCUCAUAACUCUGUAACUUCAACUUAUCUCCAUCUUGUUCCAAAAUUUCCCGAUACUUUAGCCAUUCGGCUUCCAUAUUAAGCUUUUUCAACGCCGUAGCUUCCAAAGGUGACAACCAUCUAGGGGUUUUACUUUCCAACAAAUCUUUAUAUCUUAUCCAAACGUUAUAUAAUGCUUUUCUGACAAUAUGAUUUUUGAAGGCCCUAUGCACCUUAAUUUUAUCAUACCAUAAGUAUGCAUGCCAACCAAAUGUAUUGUUAAAACCUUCUAAAUCCAAGAUAUCUGUAUUCUCGAGGAGCAUCCAUUCUUUCAGCCAGCAAAAUGCUGCUGCUUCAUAAUACAGUUUUAAGUCCGGCAGGGCAAACCCCCCUCUUUCUUUUGCAUCCAUCAGUAUCUUAAAUUUUAUUCUGGGCUUUUGCCCUGCCAGACAAAUUUCGAAAUAUCCUUCUGCCACCUCUUGAAACAGUCUAUCUUGUCAAGAAUUUGUAAUGUUUGAAACAAAAAUAGCAUUCUAGGCAAUACAUUCAUCUUAAUAACUGCAAUUCGGCCUAACAUUGACAAUUUCAAAUUUGACCAUAUUUCUAGAUCUUUUUAAUUUCCGACCAACAUUUUUCAUAAUUGUCUUUAUACAGGUUCAAAUUCUUAGAUGUCAAAUAAACCCCUAGGUAUUUCACCUUCUUUACCACUGUCAAACCUGUUUCAUUCUGAAACUUCUCCCUCUCCAUGGCUGUUAAAUUUUUUUCCAAAACUUUAGUCUUUUGUUUAUUCAAUUUAAAUCCGGCCACCUGACCAAAUUCUUGAAUUAGCUCCAACACCCUUUUUGUACUAGUGUCUGGCUCUUGUAAAGUAAGUACUAAAUCAUCUGCAAAGGCCCUUAACUUGUAAUGUUUGGCUCCGACCUGUACACCUUUAACCUGCUGGUCAUCUCUAAUCAUAUUUAGCAACACCUCCAGAACAGAAAUAAAAAGUAAUGGGGAAAUUGAGCACCCCUGUCGUGUCCCUUUUUCUAUUUUAAAUUCUUCAGUUAUCACAUUAUUUACAAUAAACUUAGCCUUUUGUUCAGCGUAUAUGGCACCCAUACCAUUCUCGAAUCCUUGGCCUACCCCCAUCCCAUGAAGAUUCUUUUUCAUAAAACUCCAAGAAAUAUUGUCAAAGGCUUUCUCCGCGUCCACAAAGAUCAGAACUGCUUUAGUGUUUAUGUUCACCUCUAAUAAUUCCAAAAUGUCUAUUAUGUUCCUCACGUUGUCUGAUAAAUGCCUUUUUGGGAGAAAGCCUGCUUGGUCCUUAUGAAUCUUCUCCAUCAACACUCUUUUCAGUCUUUUUGCCAGAAUGUCUGCAAAAAUUUUAUAAUCCACAUUAAGUAAUGAUAUUGGGCGGUAGUUCUUAAGUUGAGUCUUUUCAGUCUCUGUCUUUGGUAUGAGUGUAAUAUACGCUUCUUUCCACGAUUCUGGUGCCCUUUUCCCCUCUAAGAUCUCAUUACAGACUUCCUUUAAUGGUUGUACCAACCACUCCUUCAAAGCUUUAUAGUAUCUGGAAGUCAGUCCAUCUGGUCCUGGAGAUUUGCCCAGUUGCAUGUUUUGAAUGGCACCCUCUAUCUCUUGAUCUGUUAUUCUCUGGUUUAGAUCCACCUUACUUUGGUGAGAGAUUUUUUGUAGACCAUACUUUUAAGAAAUUCAUCUAUAUCCUCCUCCUUCUGUGGUCCUUGUGAAUAUAGUUUUUUAAAAUAACUCAAAAAACAGUUUCUUAUCUCGUUAGGUUUAGAUAUAUUCUUUCCAUCCACUUCUAGGCUUGUAACUGUGUUUAGUUUCUGUCUAGAACUUUCUAUAACUUGAGUGAGAACUCCUUUAGCUACGAAUUUUUACACAAUUCUACCGUGAUGCAGUUAUUUCUUGCAUCGUGGUAGAAUUGUUUAAAAGUUCAUUUGUAAUUUGUCAUUCAAGCUACAAUUUGGUUAACCACUGUAAUAUUUGCAUUAUUAUAUUUCACUGUAGUUGCCAUAGGAUGUGUUUAUAAAACGGUAAUUAUAGUAAUGAUUUCCCCUUGCUUUUUUGGUUGUUUUUGGCUUGGUCUUUUGGCACUUUAGACUUCAUUUCCUACCUGGAAAUGAAUACAGUUCUAUUUACACUUGAGUAAACAAACAAAUAAUUGCUAUAUCAGUCACUCAUAGGAUCAGGAACUGAGCAUUAUAUUUGGCAGCUGGGGAAGGGAGGAUGAUUUUCUCUUUCAAGUUUAGUUUUACAUGGAACUUGUUUCUUUCAAGGGAAUGCAACAUCAGAUUGCGCAAGUGGCUGUACAGAUAGAAGCUGCAAGAUUGUUAACCUACAAUGCAGCUCGACUUGCAGAAAGCGGAAGACCAUUCAUAAAAGAGUCAAGCAUGGCCAAGUAUUAUGCAGCAGAGGUAAGCUGUAUUUGAGGUUCUUUUUUGCCUUUUCUUUUUAAAUGAAACAUAACUGAACUGUGGCUUUAUAUUAUUACAGGUAGCUUAUCAUGAGACAUCCUGAAGAAAUUUGCAAUAAAAGCAUAUAUGGAACAAUUCCUUAUCAAUACAAUUAAAACAUUUGCCUAUAUAAAACAACCAUAUACACAAUUUAGAACAAUAUAUAUAUAUAUAUAGCUUGAUUGUAAUGCAACCUCAAAGUGGCUUACUGAAAGAAUGAAACAAGAAAAUCACCCAUUAAAAACAGCAUUUUAAACAUUUUAAAAAUGAUUAAAAUCAGCAAUAAGUCAAAUACCGGAUCAAAACAUUCUACAUGUCUGAAUAGGCUUGACAAACAGAGUACAGUGAAGGCACCAACCUGAUAUCAGUAUUCUCACGGUGAGGAUAGUACAGUAUUGAUUUGAAUUGAGCAGAAGUCACAGCAUGCUUCAUGUGUUUUUUGCAGGUUGCUACUCUAACAACAAGUAAAUGUAUUGAAUGGAUGGGCGGAGUUGGCUUCACAAAAGAUUAUCCUAUUGAGAAAUAUUACAGGGAUUGCAAGAUCGGUAAGUAGCAGUUUCUUAGAGAUCAUCUGCUGAAAAUGAAAACGUAGCAUUUUUAUCCAGUUUAAGUUUGAAUGAUCAGAAAGUUAUCAACAAAGCGCAUUUGCCAUUCUCCAUCUCCUGAUAUGGAUAUUGAGCGGCAAAUCUAUAAGAAUCUGGAAGUCUGAUUGUUUGUCAAGUUUUGAUCUACAAUCUUAGCCACACCAGGUUCCUAACCCUCUUCACUCUCCCAGCUACCUACAGGCAAACUGAUUAGAUACCUUAGUUUGUUCGUUACCCAGAAUGUAGAUCUGAUAGUCUCUUCGCAUACAGCUGCAUAGGCAAAUCCAUGCUACCUGCCCCACCAUGCGGCUAUAUUAUUCGCUUCCAAUCCUUAGCUGCUCAGAAUUGCAUGAGUGAAAAGCAGGCCCCAUGCCUCUGGAUGUGGAAGAUAUAGGGACUAAUUUCUGUUAGGAAAUGCAUUGUUCUUUCUUCAGCAAAAUUAUGACCAGCCCUAUCUAUGUUAGACUGUACAAAUCUGUGUGGAUAUCACAGUCUCAUCAGUCACUGAUCUGCAGCCUGCCAUACUGGACUGUCUCCACUAAAAUAUGUACAAGAGGAUAUGAAAGCAAUACCUACUUUACACAUACAAGUUAUAGGGUGGAAUUGAACAUUCGUGAGUAGACUUCUGCUUGCACAACAGGGCUUCUUAUUCCUCCCUCCUGCAGCCUCCACAUGCCUCCCAAAUCUGAAUUGGAGGGACCCCCAGUCCCUCAGAGCAAUUGUGUGGGUGGCUGCAGAAAAAGGGGAGAGGAAGCAAAAGUCCUGUUCUGCAAAUGGAAGCACACGGUCACCUCUGGAGUCAAUCCAUAACUUUUGUGAGCUUGCCCUUGCAUCUUCCUUUGUAAUAAAACCACACCACAUUCAAAGUUUCUACUAAAUUGUUUAACAUACUGCACUGAUCACAACAAAAAAUACUCCAGCGGUAGAACUUGAGGCUGUAUUAUCAGACCUUUUUCACUCUGCAUCUAUUAUAUAGCUUUGCCUCAUAUCUAAUGUUUACCAUAACAUGCUUAAAUCACUGUUUAUAUUAUUGCUUCAUUUAUUCCCCCACCCUGAUGGUUUGUUUCAGGUACCAUAUAUGAAGGAACUUCAAAUAUCCAGCUGAACACAAUCGCAAAAUGCAUUGCUCAAGAAUACUGAAAAUCAAGAGAUUUAAUUACCGCUGCAGUACUGGUGUGAAUCACAGGCUACUUCUUCAUGUCCAAUUUCUAAGACAAAAUAAGAAAAAUUGUGGUAAUUUUAAAUAUGUACAAGACUGCAGCAUAAGUGACUAGACUGUUACACUUCAGUAAUGUACCGUAAUAACUAAUUUUCCCAACUAUAAUGAUACAGGGCGUUAAAAUCAACCUUCUUUUGUAUCUACACGUUGGGGUUUGUGGAACUGAUAACUUCAGUUGAUUCUGGGCUAUCAAGGCUUCUCUGCUUUACCAUGUGGGCUCUUUGAACUUUUGCACCUGCUUAUCAAGAUCCAGCACACAAAUAUAUAAACUGUGGAAAAGAACUAAUUAUCCAAGAAAUCUCUGAAAUUCUAUUCACACAAGUGUGAUGGCCCUGAUCACAUGGGAGCUGUAAUGAAGUUACGCUAAAAGAAUACCCUACAACCCAUACAUGUCGGUGAACUACACAAGUAUCAGUGGUCGGUGCUUGAAAACAUGGCCUAAAUAGGAUAAUAAUGGACAAAAUAAUACACCUCUUUGAUUGAUGGAGAUGAAGAUGGAGAUGAAGGAACUAACUGAUACAGGGCCUUUCCUAUAGGAUGGUUAAAAGUUAGUACUUCAUGCUUUAUCCUGAGCAUCCUGUAAAAAUGCAUGCAGGUCUCAGAGCCAGCAAUAAGUAAGACAUUUGCUUUUGAAUAGUCCUGUUAAUUUUGGCUAUUGCAAUGCAUACUCCUGGGAGUAUGUUCAUUUCCAUGGCACUACUCUGUCAUUAAUACCAUGAAGAAUAUGGGCAGGAAGAAUACUUAAAGGUAUUUUACAUAGAACUGCUUCACUGGAACAUAAAAAGGUAAGAUAAGAUUCUGGUGUCUGUGGCACUACAGUAUCAUGAAAAAUUGUGCAGGGAUGCAAGUGAGAAAGGGGUGCUGGUUCCACUGAAGUCAAUGGGGUUUUUAUCAGCUUCCUUUAAACCCCUUUGUCUUUGCUGGCUUUUAGACUGCAAUUUUUAAUUUUUGUGCCAAAGUCAAAUACAUGUAAAGUGUGAUCGCCUUGUUUCCACACCUCAUUGGGUGAAACUGUUGCAGACAAGAGUACCCAAAUAAGGUGAUCUUGCAUUCUUUUUAUUUGUGCCGAAUACAGUGGUACCUCGGUUUAAGAACAGUCCGGUUUAAGAAUGAUUUGGUUUACAAACUCCACAGAUCCAGAAUGUCCCGGUUUGAGAACUUUACCUCGGUCUAAGAAUGGAAUCCGAAUGGUGGAAGGGCACUGGCGGCGGGAGGCCUCAUUAGGGAAAGCGUGUUUCAGCUUAAGAACGGUUUCGGUUUAAGAACGGACUUCCAAAACGGAUUAAGUUUGUAAACCGAGGUACCACUGCACACACACACACGUUUCUUUCCAUUCUAUUAGUGGAAGAAAAUGCCCAUUUGAAAAGCACCCUCAUAAUAAAUAUUGCUGUUACUAAUAUUAGUUCAUCCAUCAGAUUGGGUCGGGGGCAAGCAUUUGGUUGUGUAUGUGGGGAAGAAACAUUGCUGAGUCCAAGCGGCAGAGCGCAGCCUGAGCUGCAAAAAUGCUGAGGCUAAAUUGUAGAUCAUGCAUGGGGACGUUAAAGCGAAUGCAUUUCCUUGUAUGCUCAGAUCUUGUGAUAGCUGCUGGGUUUAAUCGGAAGUAGUCCUGGAGCAGAAUAAACAGUGUUCUGAAGUGAGCGAAUGACUGGGGGAGGAAAUGCACACAUUUUGGAAGAAGCACAACACAUUAAAAGGCACCCCCCCCCAAAAAAAAAGAAGAAACCAGAAAUCCAGCAGGCACAUGUUGAAUUUCUUGUUGUUUCUGCCAUCUUAGAAGAGGCAUAUCCUCUGUGUGACAGAAGAUGUGAUCUCUCUUCGAUGAUUCAUAUAUUUCCCACCUUUCUUUUCUUAUGGGACCCAAGGUGGAGUCCAUGUGGUUUCCAGGCCAUCAGCCAAGCCCAGACCUACUUGGCUUCAACAUGGUGGUGGCCUCAUGUGCCUUCACUCCGCAGCCUGGGAGUGCCUGUAUUCUUUUUUAAAUGAAUGCUUGUAUUAAAAAAAUAAUUGCAAAGAUUUGCAAGUUUAAUAGAGCCAUCUUUUAAAUUUAUUACAAUGUUUCAGAUGGAGUAUUCUGAUUGACAAAACAUUGCAGCCCCAGUAAUAAGUGGUAGCAUUACUCUUUAAGCUGGCAGUAAUUGGCUAUAACAUUUCUAUGACAAGGUCCCCACUGUGCCUUCAAUCAAUCUAGCUGUAUUAAAAAAUAUGGAAAGCUUGUCUUUGUUACAUUUGAGCUACCUUUGUGGGUUAAGAAUAAGUAUAGCCACAUAGUCCAGUUAUACAAUGUACAAAGCUGCUCAUGAAAACUGUCCAGCUACUUGAUUCAAUAUACUUUGCUAUAUACCUGUUACAGGACCUGCAUUCGCCUCUCUCUUUUCUUGAGGGGCUCUGGGUCUUUUAACAUCUGCAUGUCAGUUAGAGAUUCAGCAGGCACAACUUUCCUCAUAACAACUCAUGCCUGGGAAAGCUUUCUUUAAAUUCUAGCUAGGAGGCAGCUUUUAAAAAGCAGAAAUCCACUUUCAGCAGGGGGGGAAUGUUACAACCCUAACUUUGAAAUGGCUUUUGCAUUAAGCAUCUAGCAUACAAGUUUUUAUCACUUUGAACUGUAUGUUUAUUAUAUCUGCUUUGGGCUGUAUGCAGCUGAUCGGAAUCCGAUUCCUUCUAAGCCAAACAUUAAGGAAAAUCCUUGGUGAGUAUUUCAAGUUAAAGGUACAGUUUGUAUAAAGAACAUCCAAGGUGAAGUAUUUUUGUACGGCACGCUUACUGCGUGCAUUGUUACAAAUAUUUUUGUAUGUCUUCUACCAUGAUUGUACACCCCACAAAGUGGCUAUAAAAGUGAUUAAAUGCAAAUGCAUCUACUAAGUGAAAGUGGAAUAAAACUGUAAAAUAAGAUUGUGGUUGAUGAAUGCC
Molecule: messenger RNA, 19629 nt
Organism: Podarcis lilfordi (Lilford's wall lizard)
Lineage: Eukaryota; Metazoa; Chordata; Lepidosauria; Squamata; Lacertidae
Source: the annotation of a GenBank genome assembly